ACAUUGUUGAAAACCGAGCCCCAUUUAGUUGCGAAUGCUAGGCAACGGCGGAGUGGGGGUGCUGGGAGACGUUAUCGGAGGAAUCGAGAGAGGAAAGGCAGCAGCCGGAGAGGAAGGGGAGGAGGAAGAGGAGGACCCUGCUGGGGGAAGCGGGACUGAACAAGAGGGAAAAGGAAGCCUUUUGGAGCAAGGGAGCGGGCAGCUGCGCGCUUCCGGGAGGGCGCGGGGCUGGAGCGGCCCCAAUCCCGGGCUAUUGUAGGUGCGGCUGGGGGAAAACCGGCGCAGACUCGGGAGCGCGAGGGCUGAGCCGCUGUGGGGGUGGCGGGCGGACGGACUAUGUGACUGCCUGUGCCAGGCGGCCGAUUUCCCCGAGUGUUUGGGAAAGGCUCCUGAGCAGCGCACGGGUACCACGGCCAAGAUUGACCAGCAGAGCCCCAUGGAGCCUGCCCGCGGCUCUCGCCGGCUCCGCUCCUGCUCCUGCUCCCUGCUCUUCCUGCUCCUGGCAGCGUCCCAUAGCUGGUCAGGAGUGCGAGGUCAGGAGGGGCUUCAGGUGCUGCAGCCCAAAGACCACGUGUCCGUGGCCGAGGGCGAGACCGUGGUCCUGAACUGCACGGUGCCUGGGAUACCUCCUCCGGGGCCAGUGAGGUGGUUCAAGGGAAAGGAGCCCCAGAGGCAGGAGAUCUACAAUUUCAAAGGAGGCUCCCACCCACGGAUUAAGCCAGCUGCCCUACGCCCCAGCAACUCGGACUUCUCCAUCAGCAUCAGCCACAUCACUCCGGAGGACUCGGGCACCUAUUACUGCGUGAAGUUCAAGAAAAAUUUCCAGGAUCCUGACACAGAGCUUAAAUCUGGAGAGGGCACCAUGCUCUCCGUGACGGCCAAACCUUCUGUACCUAUGGUGUCUGGCCCUCAGGAGAGAGUAAAUGUUGAGCACUUGGAGAAUUUCACCUGCAAUUCAACCGGCUUCUCUCCCAAAACUAUCACCUUGAAAUGGUUUAAAAAUGGGAAUGAGAUCCCUGCCCGAUGGAUCAAGGUUUUCCCUGAGGGGGAUAGUGUCUCCUACAACAUUACCAGCGAUGUGCAGGUGAAACUAGAAGCUAGCGACGUCCACUCUGAGGUCAUCUGUGAAGUGAAUCACAGCACAUUGCAAACUCCUCUUCGAGGAACAAAGAAUUUGUCAGACAUUAUCCGAGUUGUACCUAAAGUGAACAUUUCUUCUCAACCACUUUCCUUGAACGGCACCAAUAUCACCUGUCAGGUGAAGAAUUUCUACCCCCAAAAUGUGAGUGUCAUCUGGCUAGAGAAUGGCACCGAGCUUGAGAAAGGCAAGACUUCUGAGCCCACAAAGAACAAAGAUGGCACCUACAGCCUCAAUAUCUCGCUCCUGGUCAACACGUCUGGACAAAAGGAAGCCCAAGAGAUCACCUGCCAGGUGCUGCACGACUCCCAGCUUCCCAUCAAUGCCAGUAAAACGUUCAGAGCCCCAGCCCCUUCUGGGACCAUGGACAAAAAGGAGUCGGAGCCUGGAUCCCAAAACAUCUUUAUUGCAGUGGGGAUAGUGUGUAUUUUGCUGGCAGCUCUGCUGAUUGCCACCAUCUACCUCAUCCGAGCCAAACAGAAAAAAGCAAAAGGUUCGACUUCUUCUACAAGGCACUCUGCUACGUAUCAAGAAUACAAAGAAAGGCCACACAGUGCCUGCCCUCAAGAGGCUUGCAGUCUCAAGGGGAGAAGCCCACAGACCACCAGAUUACAUGAGCCGGAAAAAAAUGCCCGAGACCUAAGCCAGAUCCAGGAGGCAAACGAUAUCAACAAUGACAUUACCUAUGCAGAUCUGAACCUGCCCAGAGGGAAGAAGAGCGCUCCACGGCCGGUGGAGACCAACAGCCAGACGGAGUACGCCAGCAUCCAGACGGGCCCGUCCCCCCAGCGGGAGGACACCCUCACCUACGCAGACCUGGACAUGGUCCACCUGAAUCGAUCGUCCAAGAAGCCCACGACCAGGCCCGAAGAGUCAUAUUCAGAGUACGCCAGUGUCCAAGUCCAAAGGAAGUGAACGCCGCUUCUGGGUUGCUGAUUUCCCGCGGCGGCGGAAGAUCGGGAGGCUCUUGCUGGGCUCUCCGAAGUUGGCGGCAUCGUCCCCCGGGAAGUGCGGUGGAAGUGCCCGCCAAUCUCUGCUCGCCGCGAAGGCUGCGUCCUUUGGGGCCCAUCGAUGAGGGGGAGGACGGCCCCCACUGCUCUCCACCGCGCGCUAACUCGCGAGCUUGGUGUGCACUUCCACCGAGGAACCAAGGGCUUUGGGGCAAGCUACGUUUCUAACAUUCCCAAAUGCGGAGGGUGACAUUGCAAACUAGGGUCGAGCAAAGGAACAGCAAUCUGGGGAAUUGCUGCCUCUCCCCGCUGGGGUGACUUCCUAAUGGCCUGGGGGCACAAGUUCCCUUCCUGCCGGGCCCAGCUUGUCCUGCUGGGCCCGGGACAUGCUCUUUAGACAGAUCACCUUCAUGGCUUUUCAGUAACACAGUCACUGACUCCAGUGUCCCCUCAACUCUGUUCUUCCAGGGCGAAAUAUGAAGGAAAAGCCUACUCUUUCUUCCCCCAACCUACCUGCGACUGCAAGGCUCUAGGAGAAAAUUCUCCAGAUGCUAGAAUCUUAUCUGCAGAGAGGCUGGAGAGACAACUAUCUGGGUGACCUGCUCGGAGGGACUUGGCCAGGGGUGAUGGUCGGGCUUCUCCGCUCCCCUGCUCCCGUCCCAGCACAGACUUGGAGAGGUAGACCUUCAGACGGACUCAGAACACCUACUUACACCAAGGGUCGCUUGGGACUUGACUCUCCCCUGGACAACCCUCCCCCAAACUCAGUUGUCCCAGCUGUAACUCCAUACAGACACACCUCUCAUUUCUAGACCUGAAUUUUGCUUCCAGCCCACACUAACACAGCAAUGUCUCGCUGCUGUUUACUCCUGUAAAUUAUUAAGAAAUGUGAAAUGUGCAAUCUUGAAACCAAGGUGUUAGAAAAUUUGAUCUGUGGUUUUUUUUUUUUUUUCCUUUUAAGCAUUAUAUUGGCUCUUUGUCAUGUGUUAAAGUCCUGUGUUGCACAUGGUCGAGUAUUACAGGGUGUAGGAAGGUUUAUCCUUUGCUGUUCAGGUUGAGUUUUCUUGAAGCAGAAACAUAAUUCUAUACAGUUACCAGAAGAUUAUUGGGCAGAUAGCCACAGUCCAGCUAUUGUUUGGGGGCACCUAGAUAUCUGAAUGUGAUUAAAUUGGUGAAAAUGACUUUAGUGGGACGGAGCUAGUGCCCUAUGGCUGAUAGUUCUGCUAACCUUAGCCUUUACCAUAAGCAGAGCUACUGAGACAACAUCUCCAGCAAUUGGGGUGGGGGGGGUGGGGAGUGGGAGCAUCCUGCGUGAGCUAGUGGAUAGCCUCUGCCUGAAAAUGCCCAAACCAAGAUCCCCCCACCUCCCACACUAACUUCCUACAUGGCCCUCAAAGAGUCCCUUAGCCUGGUGCCUCAGUUUCUCCACCUGUAAAAUGAAAUGAGAAGAUUUGCUACCAAACUCUAUCAAGCACUUUAUGAUUCUGGAGUCCAGGUGAAUUAUAUCUUUCUGGCAGGAGCAGCUAAAGAGCCAGCCCCACCUGCCUUCUCCGGGACAUCCCCUUCGUUUCAGCCGGACCAUCAUGAGGAGCGGAGUCACUGGAGGGCACUGAAGCCAGUCUCGGCUCCUCCCUCAUCCUCCGUCUCCAAAGCUGUAGCGUGGGCUAAUGGCUUCUCCUGCUUUUCCAGCAGUGACACCAAUUACCAUCCUGUCAUUCAGACUGUGAAACAGAUCUUCUAGAUGGAAGGCUGAUGGGGUGAGGGGCCGUGGAGCCAGGAAUCCAGGGAGGGCAGACGUUGCAUGACCUGUUUGGACUGUGCUGACACAUUAACUGUUCACUCUUUUUCCAGCUAAAUGCAAAUUUCCUCAUUCUCCCAGGGUUCAAGAACUCUGCCCAGAAUUCUUGGCUAGGUGAGUCAGAAACAAAAGCAGUGGCCUAAGGAGAGCCUUGGGCCCCGAGCGAGAACAUUUUCUGUCCCGGGCACUAACAAGGUGGUUGGGGGGGGGACAAGGCUGGGUUCCCAGCCCAAGCCUCGGGCUGCCUG
Messenger RNA from Sarcophilus harrisii (Tasmanian devil), 4134 nucleotides. It is a transcript of the gene SIRPA, whose product is annotated as signal regulatory protein alpha. Gene Ontology annotation, cellular component: plasma membrane. Lineage: Eukaryota; Metazoa; Chordata; Mammalia; Dasyuromorphia; Dasyuridae. The transcript is spliced from 10 exons. Bases 437 to 2053 code for a protein of 538 amino acids. The record is from RefSeq and is a predicted model, not a curated record.